UCCAGCACAAGAGGUAUCACCAUGGUUGCACAGGAGUUCAGUGUGGACCUGAGCAAGCCUCUUGUUUUUCAGGUAAGGAAGCUUGUAUGCAAAAAUUGAUGUUUGGGUGUUAGAUGUGCAAAAUCCAUAUGAAAUGGGUGGUUGGACACCUUGGGGAAGCCUACCAAGAAUGGGUUCAUCAGCCGAUCGUCUGCAAGGAAGGCCCCCGGUUAUUCGAAAAUCAUAUAAUGGAGUUAUUGACACGCACGAAAUGGUGGGUCAUUCCGGUUGUAUGGCUUCCUGUUGUGAGCUGGUAUUUGUUAAAGGCUAUUAGGAUGGGAAUAUCAAUUCAUGAAGCUGCUCCACUGGUUAUGGUAGGAGUGCUAGCAUGGAGCUUGCUCGAGUAUUCCUUGCAUAGAUUUCUUUUCCACAUGAAUACAAAGAGUUAUUGGACAAACACAGUGCAUUAUAUGCUUCAUGGAUGUCAUCAUAAGCACCCAAUGGAUGGUCUGCGCCUUGUUUUCCCCCCUGCCGCAACUGCUAUUCUAUGCGUUCCAUUUUGGGGUUUAAUUAGGCUUAUGUCAACCCCUGCUGCCACUCCUGCUAUAUUCUCCGGUAGCUUACUCGGAUAUGUGAUUUAUGAUUGCACCCAUUACUAUCUCCACCAUGGAUCACCUUCCAACCUACCAGUUAAAAAUCUCAAGCGUUAUCAUCUUAAUCAUCACUUCAGAAUUCAGACCAAAGGGUUUGGGAUCACAUCUUCAUUGUGGGAUGUUGUGCUGGGAACAUUGCCACCACCACUGAAAAUUCAGAAGAGUGGCUGAUUCUCUUUACUUAAAGGUUGGGAUAAUUGUUCUUGAUUGAACCUGAUUCAUCUAAUUUAUUUACUUUUGAUUUAAUAUUUUUUUUGACCAUAUGUUAUGAUCGAUUUAUACAAUAUGUUUGUCUUGAUUCUAAUGUGUUGAGGUGAAGAUUACAUGUGUUAAUUUCUUUGUUGGAUCAUGCAUUGCAGCUUGGCUCUA
Messenger RNA from Phalaenopsis equestris, 1001 nucleotides. Its product is annotated as dihydroceramide fatty acyl 2-hydroxylase FAH1-like. The record is from RefSeq and is a predicted model, not a curated record. Gene Ontology annotation, biological process: lipid biosynthetic process; fatty acid metabolic process. Gene Ontology annotation, cellular component: membrane; endoplasmic reticulum. Gene Ontology annotation, molecular function: iron ion binding; fatty acid 2-hydroxylase activity. NCBI's taxonomy places the organism in Eukaryota, Viridiplantae, Streptophyta, Magnoliopsida, Asparagales, Orchidaceae.